AUGAACCCAGCCCGACUAUUUCAAGUCCCUGAGACGACCAAACCCAAACCUCCGUUCGACAUAGACAACUACCUCAACCCCUUCAUCCCCCAGAACCCCUUACGCUUCUUCCCGUCAUGGAUCUCGUACUGGUUCGGCUACCGGGCGCCACGCAGCUCGGCACAGAAACCAUCCCCAGUGCACCGCUCAUCGUUCCUCCACACACUAUCGCUGUACCUCUCUGUCAUGGUCGGGGCGUUCUGCGGCGUCGCCAUCAUCGAGAACGUCUUCCUCGCCCUGCCUCGACUCUCGGGCCACAGCGCACCCAUCGUCAUCGCCUCCUUCGGCGCCGCGGCCAUCCUCGAGUACAACACGAUCGAAUCGCCACUGGCCCAGCCUCGCAAUCUGGUCGUCGGCCACUUCCUCUCGGCCGUGGUGGCCGUCGGGAUCACCAAACUCUUUGAGCACCUGCCACCGGACCGGUUCGAGGACCUACGGUGGCUCGCGGGAGCGUUGGCCGUCGGCGUGGCGAGCAUGGUCAUGAGUUUCACAAAGACGGUCCAUCCACCUGCGGGAGCGACGGCGCUGCUGGCCGCGACCAACGUCGAAAUCCAGGUUUUGGGCUGGUGGCUCGUCCCGUUGGUCCUCCUUGCGGCGAUGCUCAUGCUCGCUAGCGCGCUGGUGCUGAACAACAUCUCCGGCCGCCGGUUUCCCGUGUAUUGGUGGACGCCUGUGGAUUUGAAAGCGCUCAGAGAAGAGAGGAAGCAGGAGAAGAAGAAGACCUUGCCGCCGGACGUGGAGAAGGGAAUUUCUAGUCGUGAUGGUGGUGGUGGUGGUGAUGAUGAUGAUGAUGGGAGGAGGACUCGAAAGGAGAGUGAGGCCAUCAGCGAUACCGACACCGAGGCUGAAUCGAACGAAGACCUGAGGAAGAUCGAGACCGGCGCUACGGUGGUUUCGGACUCCGUGUCGAUCUCACGGGGAAGCAGAGUACCGCAUCCGAUGACCAGAAGCAGCAGCAGUCCUCAUGCAACGAAAAAAGACGGCCGAGAUAAGGACGAAGACAACAAAAUCAUCAUUGCGCCCCGAACCAUCGUCGUGCCAGACUGGUUGGAGUUGAACGAUUGGGAAGAUGAAGUUUUGAGGAUACUAAUGGACAGGUUACGGACUGGAGUGAGUGAGUGA
Exophiala spinifera is the source of this 1161-nucleotide messenger RNA. RefSeq lists its product as uncharacterized. The transcript has a single exon. The coding region runs from base 1 to 1161 and encodes 386 amino acids. Lineage: Eukaryota; Fungi; Ascomycota; Eurotiomycetes; Chaetothyriales; Herpotrichiellaceae. The record is from RefSeq and is a predicted model, not a curated record.